Molecule: messenger RNA, 2763 nt
Organism: Colletotrichum truncatum
Lineage: Eukaryota; Fungi; Ascomycota; Sordariomycetes; Glomerellales; Glomerellaceae
Product: potassium ion transporter
Biological process (GO): intracellular potassium ion homeostasis; potassium ion import across plasma membrane
Cellular component (GO): plasma membrane
Molecular function (GO): high-affinity potassium ion transmembrane transporter activity
Source: RefSeq, a predicted model, not a curated record
AUGCUCGACGACGCGCGUGGCUGGCUGCUCGCCCAGCUCCAGGCAGCCAAGCCUUCUUUCAUCUCCAAGAAGCCGCAUUUCAACUUCAUCUCGGCCCACUACUUCUGGAUCUGUGGCCUCACUAUACUGGGUUCCAUCCUGAUUUACGCCAGUGCCGGCGGGCAGAUGGCAUAUAUCGAUGCACUCUUCUUUGCCAGCGGAGCCAACACUCAGGCCGGCCUCAACACCAUUGAUGUAAACCUGCUCAACACCUUCCAGCAAAUAUGUCUUUACUUCUUCACCAUGACCUCCAAUCCCAUCACCAUCCAUUCCUCUGUCGUCUUCCUUCGAUUGUACUGGUUCGAGAAGCGGUUCCAGACCGUCGUCCGCGAAGCUCGUCAGCGGAGGAACACUAUAUCCAAGUCUAUGUCUAGGGCCCGCGGAGACGACCUAAACCAGGCUGAGAGAGGCCGCAGCUUGAGCGUGCGAAAUAUCAAAGUCAUGCACAGGAACGGCCAGCGCACCCGGAUGACCAACGACGGCAUUCUACUUGACAUGAAGGAGGACGAAGACGGCCGAGUAUCCCCUGGCAGCAACGGCUUUGUCCCUAUCCCCGGCACACCAGCCCACCAUCUCUCCACAGAGCAGACGUCGGACAGAGCCCCAGAAUUUCAGGAUGGUUCACAAGUGACGGAUGUAUCACAAGGUCGCAUCACUUUCGCCCGAAACGUUUUUAGAAGCGAUGGUACCGAGCCGGAAGUGAAGCUCCCACCGCCGUCUUCUCCCGCGCACUUGGCUAUUCUUGAGCGCCAACGCAAUGGCCACGACGAGGAGACCUUACGAAUUCCGAAUCCUAGAGACGCCGAAAGAGGUAUGAAGCCGAAGCGAGUCGAAGACGGUGAUGCCCCAGAGCCCGAAGAUGACAGAGAUGAUCCUACUCCCCACGAGCACUCAUCCACAAGCAGUGAGACGAUUGGUGCGCCACACGGCAUGGCCAACGAGCUGGCCAAUAACCCUGGCCGCCGACAGACCAUCAAGAUUGAGGAGCCCCAGCGACCGAGGGAUCAGGAACGAACAGUAAAGGAGGAAAUUGCAGAAGAGGCAGAGGUCAUUGGAAGAUCCAUCUUCCCCUUCUCGUUCCACAGGCAUCACAAGAAAGAAUCGCAAAACGAGCCUGCCCCAGAAAAUACUCUGACCAAGGUUCGAAGCCGCGUUGACACGUUCAGGUCUGCGCUGUCACGCGACAAAGUAGACGACAUGCCAUAUCUCAGUUUCACACCCACCCUAGGCCGAAAUUCUGCCUUUCCUGGUUUGACGCAGGAUCAACGCGAGGAACUCGGAGGAAUCGAGUAUCGAUCACUGAGAACGCUUGCUGUGAUAUUGCUGUGCUACUUCUGGGGAUUCUCGCUUUUUGCCAUCACUUGUUUCCUUCCUUGGGUCCACACCAGUUCCAACGACAAGUAUGGCAAUGUUAUCGAAUCGGCUGGUGUCAGCAAGGCAUGGUGGGGUAUAUUCACCGCGAACUCGGCGUUCAACGACCUGGGUCUUACCCUGACCCCUGACAGCAUGAACUCCUUCAACGAUGUGCCCUUCAUCCUCAUGAUCAUGUCGUUCCUUAUCAUCAUUGGCAACACUGGCUUUCCUGUCAUGCUCAGGUUCAUCAUUUGGAUUUUGUCAAAGGUUGUUCCCCGAGGUGGACUCCAUCAGGAGCUGCGAUUCCUGUUAGACCAUCCGCGUCGUUGCUUUACCCUGCUAUUCCCUGGGGGUGCAACUUGGUGGCUGUUCAGCAUUCUCAUCGGCCUAAACGUCCUCGAUCUCCUGUUCUUCGUUUUGCUUGAUCUUAACGACAAUGCUGUAAGCCAUCUGCCUGUACAUAUUCGCAUUGUCGAUGGUCUGUUCCAGGCCGCAUCGACCAGAACGGCUGGCUUUUCGGUGGUAAACAUAUCGGCUCUGCACCCGGCAGUUCAGGUUUCGUACAUGAUCAUGAUGUACAUUUCAGUAUUCCCGAUUGCUAUCUCUAUCCGUCGCACCAACGUCUACGAAGAGAAGUCACUUGGUGUUUAUCAUCACCCAGAUGAGGAAGUCGAGGGCACAAACGAGAACAGCGCCAUGUCCUACGUCGGAACCCAUUUGCGCCGCCAGCUGUCCUUUGAUUUAUGGUAUGUGUUCCUGGGGCUCUUUAUCUUGGCCAUCACCGAAGGGCAUCGCAUCCAGAACAAGGAUUUUGAUGUCUUCUCUGUUCUAUUUGAGAUUGUGAGCGCGUAUGGUACUGUCGGACUUAGUUUGGGUUAUCCAAACGUCAACGCAUCGCUAUGCUCACAGUUUACCACCGGAGGCAAGCUUAUUAUUAUUGCCAUGCAAAUCCGUGGACGCCAUCGUGGUCUUCCUUAUGGUCUAGACCGCGCUGUUCUUUUACCCAGCGAGUCUCGUUUUGAAAAGGAGGCCGAGGAGGCGCCUCUGCCAGUUCUCGUACGAUCUGCUACGGCCGCGUCGACUGGAACAGCGCUCAGCGCCAGUCGAUCUCACCUGAGAUCAAGAAGACAGAGCACCAACAGGGGAAAUAUCAACAUCUUAACUCAAUUCCUGCACCCAGGCCCUCCCAUGAACGCACAUGAAGAGAGUUUCUCUAGGCGCAGCAGAUCAUUCGAAGUUGGAGAGCAUCAUCUACCUAUAGCAGAGGAGAUGAGGAGGCGUGCCACGGAGCCGGUAGAGGACGACACCACUUCUACCGACUCCGGAAUAGUGCACCCUGCUCGAAGAGUAAAUACUACGCCAGCACGCUAA